Molecule: messenger RNA, 1034 nt
Organism: Monopterus albus (swamp eel)
Lineage: Eukaryota; Metazoa; Chordata; Actinopteri; Synbranchiformes; Synbranchidae
Gene: crabp1a
Product: cellular retinoic acid binding protein 1a
Exons: 4
Coding region: 287-700 (137 amino acids)
Molecular function (GO): lipid binding
Source: RefSeq, a predicted model, not a curated record
ACGAGGCUACAGCCAGCACACAGAGACACAGACGAAGAAGCAGCAGAGUGUGUGUCCUUCUGUAUGAAUUAAAAUAAAUAAACAGAUAAAAAGAUACCCAGAGCAACACCUGGGUGUAACAGUGUGAACAAGAAGCUGAGCCCAGAGCAGAGGAGACCGGCACACUCUGAAGGAGGAGGGUGAGAAAGAUUAAAGGGGAAGCAGAAGAGAGAGGACAGAGGGGGAGACAGACAUCACAGCGUGGAGCAGGUUCCUUCUGCAGCCCUUGCACUCAUCCUCAGCAGACAUGCCUAACUUUGCCGGCACCUGGAAGAUGAAGAAGAGCGAGAAUUUUGAUGAACUUCUCAAAGCCCUGGGAGUGAAUGCCAUGCUGAGGAAGGUGGCUGUGGCGGCAGCCUCCAACCCCCAUGUGGAGAUUCAUCAGGAUGGAGAGCAGUUUUACAUCAAAACGUCCACCAGUGUGCGCACCACGGAAAUCAACUUCCAUAUCGGUGAAGAAUUUGAUGAGGAGACAGUGGAUGGACGAAAGUGCAAGAGCCUCGCCACCUGGGAGUCUGAGAACAAGGUCCGCUGUCAGCAGACUCUGGUGGUUGGAGAUGGACCCAAAACCUACUGGACCAGAGAGCUGAAUGGCGACGAGCUCAUACUGACCUUUGGGGCAGAUGACGUCGUGUGCACACGAAUUUACAUCCGGGAAUGAAGCUCUUCAGCCAUCAUCAGGACGAGACCGAUGUCCAGAUAGACCCACAAUACUCAGUCACGCUAACACACUAACACAUUUAUAAAGUAUCCUGCAUAAUCUGUCAGUAUCAGUCUGCAUAUAGUCUCUGUGUACACUAGCAGCAUCUCUGUAAUCUGGUCAUUUGUAGUGAAAAUUGUGUCUGCAGUACAGUAGCUAGAUACCAAUAUCUGCAACCCCAGUGCCAGUUGUUUUCAUAGGAUGUAAUCAUCAACUGCUUCAAUUAAAUACUGAUUCAAUAUGUUCAAUGGGUGCAACCAAUAAAAAUUAUAACAAGUGUCAGAGCCUCUUCUAA